This is a messenger RNA of Canariomyces notabilis, 2060 nucleotides long. RefSeq lists its product as uncharacterized. The record is from RefSeq and is a predicted model, not a curated record. Gene Ontology annotation, molecular function: metalloendopeptidase activity; metal ion binding. Gene Ontology annotation, cellular component: mitochondrion. The transcript is spliced from 2 exons. NCBI's taxonomy places the organism in Eukaryota, Fungi, Ascomycota, Sordariomycetes, Sordariales, Chaetomiaceae. Bases 115 to 1863 code for a protein of 582 amino acids.
GUUAUCGCCAAUUUGAACAUGUUCGAGUGGCUAGCAGCGGACAAAGAUUUCCCGCGACGCAUUUGAAUAAUUCGUCGGCCCGCGGUCUGCACUACGCCUGCUCAUACCGCAGCCAUGAUCAGAUCUUGCCGGCCAGCCCGGCUGUUAAACCGCAUAGGUCUGCCAUGGAGUCACGUUAGAAGCAAUUGCCCGUCACGAGGGGCGACCAGGGCACUCACUACCGGUACCCGCGUCAGCCCGGCGCCAAAGGAGCCGACCGAGCGCGACAAGAUCACCACCCUGCCCAAUGGCAUCCGCGUGGCCUCAGAAGACCUCCCUGAUGCCUUCUCCGGAGUGGGUGUCUAUAUCGACGCCGGGUCCCGGUACGAGAACGAUUCGCUGCGAGGCGCGAGCCACAUAAUGGACAGGCUAGCGUUCAAGUCGACGGGGUCGCGGUCUGCCGACGAUAUGCUGGAGACGGUCGAGAAGCUGGGCGGAAACAUUCAAUGCGCCUCGUCCAGAGAAUCCAUGAUGUACCAGGCGGCAACCUUUAAUGCUGCCAUUCCCACCGCGGUCGAGCUGUUGGCAGAAACCAUUUGCGACCCCAAGCUCACCGACGAGGAGAUUGAGCAACAGCUCCUUACAGCCGAGUACGAGGUCAGGGAGAUAUGGUCCAAGCCUGAAUUGAUACUGCCCGAGCUCGUGCACACGGCAGCGUUCAAGGACAACACGCUAGGAAACCCCCUUCUCUGUCCCGAGGACAGGCUGAGGUCGAUCAACAAGGACGUCAUCCAGGCGUACAGAGACGCUUUCUACAGGCCGGAGAGGAUGGUGGUGGCCUUUGCAGGCGUCCCGCACCAAGAAGCCGUCAAACUUGCCGAGAAAUAUUUUGGGAAUAUGAGGUCUCCAGAGCCAGUGUUAUCGAGGACAGGGUCAGAAACAUCGCUCGGAUCUUUGACAUCAGACUCUAGUGAUCCGUCAAGCCUUUCAUCCUCCUCAUCACCGGCGCCCUCGCCUGGCGAACAGAAACCGGCCAAACUCCUCUCCAAAAUCCCCUUCCUCAAGCGGUUCUCCGCCACCGAACCCCAAAGAACCUCUCCCGUGUCCACUAUUGAACCCAUUACAGCCGAAGAUUUGAACCGGCCGGCCCACUACACAGGCGGCUUCCUCUCCCUCCCGCCACAACCACCCCCGCUCAACCCCAACCUCCCGACCUUCACCCAUAUCCAGCUCGCCUUUGAAGGCCUGCCCAUUUCCUCGGAUGACAUUUACGCCCUCGCAACGCUGCAAACCCUCCUCGGCGGUGGUGGCUCCUUCUCGGCGGGGGGGCCGGGCAAGGGCAUGUACUCGCGGCUGUACACCAACGUGCUGAACCAGCACGGCUGGGUCGAGUCGUGCGUCGCCUUCAACCACUCGUACACGGACUCGGGCCUGUUUGGCAUCGCCGCGUCGUGUUUCCCCGGCCGCACCCCGCACAUGCUGCAGGUCAUGUGCCGCGAGCUGCAGGCGCUGACCCAUGACUCGGGCUACUCGGCGCUGAACCCGAUCGAGGUCGCCCGCGCAAAGAACCAGCUCCGCAGCAGCCUGCUCAUGAACCUCGAGAGCCGCAUGGUCGAGCUCGAGGACCUCGGCCGCCAGGUCCAGGUCCACGGCCGCAAGAUUCCCGUCCGAGAGAUGACGCGCCGCAUCAACGACCUGACGGUGCAGGACCUGCGCCGCGUCGCUGCCAUGGUGGUCGGCGGCAUGGUGGAGAACAAGGGCAAGGGCAGCGGCGCCCCGACCGUGGUCCUGCAGGAGGCCACCGCGCAGGGCGUCAAGACCACGCAGAUGACCUGGGAGCAGAUACAAGACGUCAUCUACCAAUGGAAGCUGGGGAGGAGGUGAAAUCAAAGGAUUGUAUACGUCUAGAUGACAGGACAUGUGUGUAAGAUAAAAAGGGAGAUGCGAGUGUAACCAUUAGACUUUAUAGGAUUUGGAGCCUGGGAUUGGAUGUUCACAUAUCAAUAUCCGGCUUAGGAAACGUAGGAGGUGAUUUGCCGCUGCGUGCAGUCAUAUAUAGAUGAAAUAUCUACACCCUAGAG